This is a messenger RNA of Drosophila subobscura, 1529 nucleotides long. RefSeq lists its product as uncharacterized. The record is from RefSeq and is a predicted model, not a curated record. The transcript has 2 exons. Bases 29 to 1411 code for a protein of 460 amino acids. Gene Ontology annotation, cellular component: membrane. NCBI's taxonomy places the organism in Eukaryota, Metazoa, Arthropoda, Insecta, Diptera, Drosophilidae.
CGUCAUUUAGUUGGUAAAGCGACGCAGCAUGGAGAACAUGUCGAACAUGUCGAACAGUAGACGGCAGCUCCUGGCACUGCUCCUGCCCCUGCUGGUGGUCAGCGGGGCUCAGGCCGAAUACGGUGACUUGGCCGGCAAUUGGCUGGUGGAUUACGGACAGGCCGAGCUCCGUCUUUUCAGCGAUGGAAGUGCGCAGCUGCAGCUGCACAUUUACAAUGUCCAGCCGCAGGAUGGCGCCUUGGACUAUCAGUUUGUGGUGCGCUCGAGCGACGAGCUGAGGGCCCUGGCAUAUAGGACCGUGCCCCGGCAGGACUUCGAAGCCAGCGGCAGUUGGCAGGGCACGGUGGACGUGACGGGCAAACGCUUCGGCUACAGCGAGCUGCUGGUGGAGCUGCACUCCGCUGACGGCGUUGCAGUCGAGGCAUUCCCGCAGCCCCUGUCCAUUGCGGUGCUGAGGGAGCGCGUGGUCGAUGAGCGGGUAACCACAUAUGUGUCCGCGGCCCUGGCCCUGCUGAUGUUCCUCAAUCUGGGCACUGUGCUGGACCUGCAGCGCCUGCAGGGCAUCGUGUGUCGGCCCGUGGGUCCUGUGGUCGGCAUCGUCAGUCGGUUCGUGGCAAUGCCAGCCCUGGGCUUUGGCCUGGGCCGUGCCCUCUGGCCGGGGCAGCAGCCCCUGCAGCUGGCCCUGUUCUACACAGCGCUGGCCCCCAGUGGCGGUCUGGCCAACGUGUGCGCCGUUUUCCUGAAGGGGAACAUCAACCUGUCGAUUGCCACCACCACCAUCAACAGCCUGCUGGCGCUGGCCUUCAUGCCGCUGUGGAUCAUGGUCCUGGGGCGUCUCGUCUACGACGACGACGAGCUGACGGUGCCCUUUGGCCAGCUCUCGGGCGGUGCGGCGGCUCUGGUCGCCUGCCUGGCCAUUGGCCUCCUGCUGCGCCUGUGCGUGCCCAAGACAACGCGCUUCAUCUUUCGCUUUCUCAAGCCGCUCUCGGUGGUGCUCAGCCUGUGUCUGGUGGGUCUGACGGUGGGCCUCAAUUGGUUCGUCUUUGCCGAGUUCACCUGGCAGGUGCUGGUGGCUGCUCUCUGCCUGCCCGUGGCCGGCUAUCUGGCCACCUACUUGCUGUCCAAGCUGCUGUGCCGCUCGCCCACCGAUGCCCUCACCCUGGCCAUCGAGACGAGUGUGCUGAACAUGACCAUGCCCAUUGUGCUGCUGCAGGCCAGCCAGCUGGAGCAGCCGCAGCUGGAUCUCAUCCUGGUGGUGCCCAUAGCGGCAUCGCUGCUCUCCCUGGUGCUCGUCGUCGUCCUCUAUGGGGUGCGCCGCUGCCUCGGUUGGAAUGUGCGCCAGGAUGAGCACGCCUUCGAUCACAAGCAGCUGAUCGCUGAGCACGACGAGGCCGUCUACCAGCGACCUUGAGCGCAUCAGUUCCGCUCUGUCCUAGUUUCCUGUUAUUGUUAAUUCCUAUGAUAAGAAUACGUGCGCGAGUAUAUGUCCAUAUGUGUGUUUAUGAUGAUAAGUUGGUAAAUAAAUCAAA